CAAUUGCAAGCCCGCGACUGCUUACCGAUAUCGACGGCUAACAAGUGCCUACAUACGGGACUUCUGGCAGGAUGACGACGGUGGACCUGCAGGUAUGCAACAACGAUCGAGUUGUCGGGUGCACGUUCGGCGCAAACAAACAAAAUUUGCGGAGCCGACACAAAGCGCGGCCGACAACGUCCAACUUAUAGACAGCGAUGAGCGCACAAUUCAAUAGGAAAGCUGUCCUAGGCCCUAAAGUCAAUUGCAAUAAGUAACCACAGCGAGGGUAUCACAAACUACCGUAUCCGGAUACCGACAAGCAACACACUACGGCAUAUUGGUGCGCGUUAGUCUCAGCGCAUCCACCGAUCAGCGACGUCAGCGCCCGCAGAAUCGGCCGCGGUACCACGGCGCUGUUUAUCUCCUCGAAAUUUCCGUAUUUUUCCUGCAAUUGCAACAGUACUUCGUAGACUGGAGGACUCCACGCACGCACAAUGCAGGACUCUGAUCUUGAAGUGCUACGCAACGAGGCGAACGCAUCGCCAGACCGCUUCACGCAAUGGGACCCCAAUCGUCAAUUUCGCCGCGAGUAUAACGAACGCCACGGCCGCGACCCAACAUAUGAGGAGAUCGUGCGAAAUGCAGAAGCGAAUGGACAUUCUGUGCAUCAGGAUCCUGUAGCAAGCGCAACGGAGCCUCAUGAAGAGCCACUCACAUCGACCACGAGCAGGAAAAUCGAGGAGGAGGAAGCACCACUGUCUCGCCAAACGACGUCAUCUUCUACCAGCUCUGCCAGCUCGCGGAGUACUGCCCAGGGCGCACGCCUCGAAGAGAUCCGCACCGCACGAUCGUCGAAUACACGCCCUCGAGGUUAUACCGAUUCGACGCAACAAUCCAGCGGCACAAUACUGCAAAGACACCCUACCGAGCGAAACCCAGUUGCUCUUACACGUAUCGAAACACACCGCAGUCAACAUGCUGGUACUGUGGGUGCCUCCCAGGUACCCUCGCGCCUUUCACGAACCAUCACUCGCCGCAAGACCGAGAAGCCACUGCCGAGCCUAGGCGCCGGCAAGCCCUUUCCUCCACCUCUACCCGACCGUGAAGAAUACGUUGUGGAAUUUAAUGGUCAUGAUGAUCCACUGCACGCGCAGAACUGGACCACAAAUAAGAAACUCGCCAUGGGUGUUAUGCUUGCUUUCGAUGCGCUGAGUGCAUCUAUGGGCUCUUCCAUCUUCUCUAGCGCAACUCUUCCUGUUGCUGCUGAGUUUGGCGUUGGCAGAGAAGUCGGUACACUGGGCACGAGUUUGUUCGUGUUUGGAUACGCCUUCGGACCGCUCAUGUGGGCUCCUAUCUCCGAAUUGUAUGGCCGUCGUCCACCACUUGUCAUUGCCGCGUUUGGUUUCUCCAUCUUCACCAUCGCAGUCGCAGUUGCCAAAGAUAUUCAGACCGUGAUGAUCUGCCGCUUCUUCGCAGGACUGUGUGGGUCUUCACCACUCGCUAUCGUGGCAGCUGUGUUCGCAGAUAUGUUCAACAACGAAGUCCGCGGUCUAGCAGUUGCCGUCUUCUCCGCCACAGUUUUUGUUGGUCCAUUAGUCGCGCCGUGCAUCGGCGGCUUCAUCACAGAGUCGUACCUUGGUUGGCGCUGGACCAUGUACAUCAGCUCGCUCAUGGGAUUUCUGACUUUUGGGCUUCUGCUCUUUUUCCUUGAGGAAACAUAUCCACCGGUUGUGUUGAUUAACAAGGCUGCUGAACUGAGAAGAAGAACGAAAAACUGGGGCAUCCACGCCAAGCAGGAGGAAAUUGAGGUUGACUUCAAAGAGUUGAUCAUCAAGAACGUCAGCAGACCUAUGCGCAUCCUCUUCACCGAGCCAAUCGUUCUGCUUAUCACGAUUUACAUGUCCUUCGUCUAUGGCCUCCUGUACCUCUUCCUCACAGCAUACGCCCUCGUCUUCCAAGGCGUCUACGGCUGGUCCUCAGGCUUCUCCGGCCUCGCCUACUUCGGCAUGAUAACCGGCGAAAUGAUUGCCUUCGUCGUCAUCGUCCUGACCAAUCCGCGCUACGUCAAGAAACUCAAAGCCAACAACAACGUUCCGGUGCCCGAAUGGCGUCUACCCAUCAGCAUGGUUGGUGGCGUCUUGUUCUCCGGUGGCCUCUUCUGGUUCGGCUGGACCGGCUACAGCGGUAACGUGCACUGGAUCGUGCCCGUUCUCAGCGGCCUCUUCACCGGCUUCGGCAUCUUCAGCAUCUUCCUCUCGCUGCUUAAUUACAUUGUGGACGCCUACCUCAUGUUUGCUGCCUCCGCGAUCGCGGCAAAUACCUUCAUGCGAUCUAUCUUCGGCGGUAUUUUCCCGCUGUUCGCGACGCAGAUGUUCCAAGGCAUGGGCAUACAGUGGGCAUCGACGCUCAUUGGGUGUGUGGCGGUCGUUCUGGCACCCAUGCCCAUCUUCUUUUAUCUGUAUGGUAAGAAGAUCCGCGCGAAGAGCAAGUUUGCGCCUGCGCCGGAUAUUCAGCAGGAGAAGAGGAGGGACGAGGAGAGUGCAGGGAGUGAUGAGAGUAGUGCCAAUGGGAAUGGAGAUAUAUUUAGGGAGGAAGAGCAGGAGAAGGAGAGGAACAAGAAAGACUGAGGUGGAAGAAUGCAUUCAAUCGACCAUCUCACACAUUCUGUUAAUCCCAACAUCAGACCAGUUCCCUUCCAAGCCUUGAAAGCCUCAUCCCAACACUGACAUGGUAAAGAGUAAAGUCCACCUGCGCUGCGCCACACCCGUACGCAUCUUUCAUUUAAAAGUCGCAUUAACGACACUCUCCAAAAGUGGGUCAGUGGGCAAUUCACACUUACAGGUUUGUCACUCACUCGCAAGGCUGCAUGUGGCCGGGCGGCGCUUUGGUCAACGCCAGAGUCCCAGCCUCGCAGACAAUGUGAGAGUCCAAAGAUUCCAGCUACCGGUAUUGUUAUACCAGGGACAAACCUGCAUAGAGGCGCUCAUUCAUGGCGCGAUCCGAUUCGAGCGGGAACCGACCUUGCGUGCUGAGGUACGUCCCUGACGUGGUGACAUAUGCAGUAGACGUAGACUUUUUUCAUCAAUAGACA
Messenger RNA from Didymella exigua CBS 183.55, 3073 nucleotides. Its product is annotated as MFS general substrate transporter. Bases 477 to 2609 code for a protein of 710 amino acids. Gene Ontology annotation, molecular function: transmembrane transporter activity. Gene Ontology annotation, biological process: transmembrane transport. NCBI's taxonomy places the organism in Eukaryota, Fungi, Ascomycota, Dothideomycetes, Pleosporales, Didymellaceae. The record is from RefSeq and is a predicted model, not a curated record. The transcript has 3 exons.